This is a messenger RNA of Melampsora larici-populina 98AG31, 336 nucleotides long. RefSeq lists its product as uncharacterized. The transcript has 3 exons. Lineage: Eukaryota; Fungi; Basidiomycota; Pucciniomycetes; Pucciniales; Melampsoraceae. The annotation marks the transcript as partial. The record is from RefSeq and is a predicted model, not a curated record.
AUGAAAUCUGCUCAUUGGAGGGACAAUACAAAGGCAAGUCGGUACCCACCUUGUUCUUCGGCUGUUCGACAAUCAGUCGGAGAUGGAUUUCAAACGGAGGCUUCAAAAGCCUUUGGUGAUUUUUUCCUUCGAGGUCAUCUGGAAGAGCCGAUGCCCAAUAACGCACGAGACUUCUCUGUCUCUGAAGAAUUUCAACUCGAAUCUGAAGUUUUGAUGAGGAGAAAAGAGGAAAAAGCAGCUUUUCGAAAGUUGGAUCGCAGGAUUUUACCACUCUUGUCGCUUUUUACUUUUUGUCUAUAUCUCGACCCCAAGAACAUGUUAGACCUGCGGACGCUG